Molecule: messenger RNA, 723 nt
Organism: Camelina sativa (false flax)
Lineage: Eukaryota; Viridiplantae; Streptophyta; Magnoliopsida; Brassicales; Brassicaceae
Source: RefSeq, a predicted model, not a curated record
AGUCAACUUAGUAGCUUUCCUCUUCUUCACCGCCGACAUAAUACGUUUCCGUCUCGAGUUGCCGGAAAAGAAGCUACUCUCUCUACGUCGCUUCUAGUGAUCAUAUGGAAGAGAACAACAACAACGCCGGGAGCGAUUCAGAUGCUAAUUCCGUCGACGAUUCACAGGACUAUUACGAACCGAUCUCAGCCGUCGAUCUAGAAAACGCCAAUGACGACGGGAGCGAUGAGGAAGACAGUUAUCAUCCGAUCGGCGGCAGAGAUGGCUUCAGCCACGGCCUCUCCAACGGCCAUUGUAUGAUUCCGGAAACAGAGGAAAGAAUCUCUUCUAUUAGUAUAAACGCAGACGCAGAGAGCGAAGAAGAGGCGGAGACGGAGACGGAAUCGGAGGUCCGUAGAGCGUUUGAAGAGGACGAACGGCGUAGAAGAUCGCCGUUGAUUGAGGAGAAUGCCGUUAGGGUUAUGGAGGCAAUGCGAGCAAUCUCGUUCCCUGGAACGGCUCCUGAUUGGGCUUCCGAUGUUAAUGAGGAUCGUUGGAUUGAUCAGCUUCGAAGAUUGAGAUCCACUUCUCAAUAACUUUAACUCUGUUGUUAUUUUAUUUCUUUUCUCCUGGAUUAUCAAAUUCAGUACUUUGCUUGCUGUUCAAUAUCUUUCUCAAUGUGAAUUUAAACAUUCAAAUACAAAACCAGAGAUUUCAAAACAGAAUCCACAUAUGGUUUGGUAA